Eutrema salsugineum is the source of this 2017-nucleotide messenger RNA. RefSeq names its product probable acyl-activating enzyme 1, peroxisomal. The transcript is spliced from 2 exons. The record is from RefSeq and is a predicted model, not a curated record. The coding region runs from base 26 to 1825 and encodes 599 amino acids. Lineage: Eukaryota; Viridiplantae; Streptophyta; Magnoliopsida; Brassicales; Brassicaceae.
ACAUGCACUUAUCUUUUGUCGGACAAUGAUUGCUGUUAAUUCCUUUUUGGUACAGAUUCGUGUAGAGCCUUCAGACUCUUAUGAUCUAAUAUCAUUUAAUGAAACGCAGCAGCAUCACCACUAUUCAAGAGCGACAGAGCAAACAAUACUUUCCGGCGAAAACAAAAUGGAGGGAACUCUCAAGUCUCCGGCCAACUACGUUCCUCUCACUCCGAUCAGUUUCCUGGAUCGAUCUGCCGUCGUCUACGCUGACAGAAUCUCCGUCGUUUAUGGCCCCGUCACCUACACGUGGCGCCAGACCCGUGACCGCUGCGUCAGAAUCGCCUCCGCUCUCUCCCACCUCGGGAUCUCUUCCGGCGAUGUGGUUUCAGUGUUGGCACCAAACGUUCCAGCUAUGGUUGAGUUGCAUUUUGGUGUUCCCAUGGCUGGAGCUUUGCUCUGUACACUCAACAUUCGCCAUGAUUCCGCACUUGUAGCAGUUUUACUCAGACAUUCAGGUACAAAAGUGCUUUUCGCUGAUCAUCAGUUUCUCCCAAUUGCUCAAGGAGCUUGUGAAAUCCUCUCAAAGAACCGUGAAAAGGCCCCGCUUUUGGUCUUGAUCCAAGAGCCUCUUCUUCAACCUGUUUCGGGGAAGAAGAAGAGCUUGAUGGAAUACGAAGAUGUUGUGGCCAUGGGAAACUCGGAUUUCAAAGUCAAAAGACCAAAAGAUGAGUGUGAUGCUAUCUCUCUUAAUUACACAUCAGGCACCACUUCAAGCCCCAAGGGUGUUGUUUACAGUCACAGAGGUGCUUAUUUGAAUUCUCUGGCUGCGAUUAUACUCAACGAAAUGCAAUCCUCGCCUACUUAUCUAUGGACUAAUCCAAUGUUUCACUGCAAUGGCUGGUGCUUACUUUGGGGUGUUACCGCAAUUGGUGGCACUAAUAUAUGCUUGAGGAAUGUGACCGCAAAGGGUAUAUUCGAUAACAUUUCCAAGCACAAAGUGACUCACAUGGGAGGUGCACCGACAAUACUGAAUAUGAUCGUCAACGCGUCUGAAUCCGAGAAGAAACCGCUUCCCGGGAAGGUGUCGUUUAUAACCGGUGCUGCACCACCACCGGCUCACGUGAUUUUCAAAAUGGAAGAGUUAGGGUUUUCUAUGUUUCAUUCCUAUGGGUUAACCGAGACUUAUGGACCAGGCACGAUCUGUACAUGGAAACCUGAGUGGGACUCUCUGCCUAGAGAAGAACAGGCGAAAAUGAAAGCCCGGCAAGGCGUGAAUCAUUUGGGGAUUGAGGAAAUAGAUGUUAAAGAUAGUGUAACCAUGAGAAGUUUGCCAGCUGAUGGUGAAUCUAUGGGUGAAGUUGUCUUCAGGGGAAACACAGUGAUGAAUGGUUACUUAAAGAAUCCUGAAGCAACCAAGGAAGCUUUUAAAGGAGGUUGGUUUUGGAGUGGCGACUUGGGCGUUAAACACCCUGAUGGUUACAUAGAGCUGAAAGAUCGGUCCAAAGACAUUAUCAUCUCUGGAGGAGAAAACAUCAGCUCGAUUGAAGUUGAAUCUGUUCUGUUCACUCAUCCUUGUGUUCUUGAAGCAGCUGUGGUUGGGAGGCCUGAUGAGUAUUGGGGUGAGACUGCUUGUGCGUUUGUGAAGCUUAAAGACGGGUCUAAGGCCAGUGCCGAGGAGAUUAUCAGCUAUUGCAGGGACCGGCUUCCGCAUUAUAUGGCUCCGAGGAGUAUUGUCUUUGAGGAUCUUCCUAAAACAUCGACUGGGAAAGUCCAGAAAUUUGUUCUGAGGACCAAGGCUAAGGCUAUGGGAAGCUUAACAAAGAAAGGCAGAAGCAAGUUGUGAAUUGGUAAGCUUUUGUUUACUUCUUUAUCAUGUUGGUUAAGCUAAACCGGCAUUGUUGUAUCAUUCUGAAAUAUAAACCAAGUUGUAUCAUUCUGAAAUAAAUUAUCACGUGGUUUAAGCUACACAGGAUUUCUUGUCCUAAAAUAGACCAAGUUGUAUCUUUCUGGAAUAAAACAAAAACGGUGGUGUGAA